GUCUACUACGGAAACGAGACUUCAAAAGUUCAGGGAUUUAAGAGCAGAACAAAAGAUGGGGAAACUCAACCGUCUUCCCAAAAGAGAUGCCGCAAUGUUGAAGAGAAAAUUAUCUGCCUUGCAAACAUAUCUCGGCGGUAUCAAAUAUAUGACGGGAUUGCCUGAUAUUGUGAUCAUCGUUGAUCAGCAAGAAGAAUAUAUGGCUCUUCGAGAAUGUGUAAUUUUAGGGAUUCCGACGAUUUGUUUAAUCGAUACAAAUUGUGACCCCGAUCUCGCAGAUAUUUCGAUCCCAGCCAAUGAUGACGCUAUAGCUUCAAUCCGAUUGGUUCUUAACAAAUUAGUAUCCGCAAUUUGUGAGGGCCGUUGUAGCUAUAUAAGAAAUCGUUGAUUAUGAUUAAGAAUAAUUAGUUAAUUAUUUGGGGAUUUUAUAGAUUUAUUGGAUCGGUUACUAUUCUUGAAUUAAAAAAAAGAAAAAACAAAAUGGAAAUGUGGGCAUAUUGAUAAUAUGUUAUGAUGUUAUGUGAUUUCUUGGUAUCCUAUGUAAUUUCUUGAUAUCCUAAAUAUACGAUUGAUGAAUACAAUUAGUGAUUCAAGUUGGUGAGUUGAGAAAGAGAUGGUUGAAUCAAAAUAAUUUAUUUUUUGAAGUUCAAUUUUUGUUAGAGGACCAUAUGAAUGUUAUACCAUGUUCCAUUAAAACACUCAAGGGGUUAUACGAUAUAUCGGGUGUAGAAGUAGGCCAACAUUUCUAUUGGCAAAUAGGAGGUUUACAAGUCCAUGCCCAAGUACUUAUCACUUCUUGGGUAGUAAUUGCUAUCUUAUUAGGUUCGGUGAUCCUAGCUGUUCGGAAUCCACAAACCAUUCCGACCGGCGGUCAGAAUUUCUUCGAAUAUGUCCUUGAAUUUAUUCGAGACUUGAGCAAAACCCAGAUUGGAGAAGAAUAUGGUCCUUGGGUUCCCUUUAUUGGAACUAUGUUCCUAUUUAUUUUUGUUUCUAACUGGUCAGGUGCUCUUUUACCUUGGAAAAUUAUACAGUUACCUCAUGGGGAGUUAGCUGCGCCCACGAAUGAUAUAAAUACUACUGUUGCUUUAGCUUUACUCACGUCAGUCGCAUAUUUUUAUGCGGGUCUUAGCAAAAAAGGAUUGGGUUAUUUUGGGAAAUACAUUCAACCAACUCCAAUACUUUUACCAAUUAACAUCCUAGAAGAUUUCACAAAACCCUUAUCUCUUAGUUUUCGACUUUUCGGGAAUAUAUUGGCUGAUGAAUUAGUAGUUGUCGUUCUUGUUUCUUUAGUCCCUUCAGUAGUUCCUAUACCUGUCAUGUUUCUUGGAUUAUUUACAAGUGGUAUUCAAGCUCUUAUUUUUGCAACGUUAGCUGCGGCUUAUAUAGGUGAAUCCAUGGAGGGUCAUCAUUGACUAGCUUUCAAAAUAGUCUUUUUAUUAUUAUUUUUUAUUAUUAUUAUUAAGUAAGUUUAUCCCAAUUCAUGCGUGGUUCAAGAUAAUCCAAUUGGUUGGGGAACAUAAUAACGUAUUACUAUAUGACUUAGAGUUUUAGGAGAAAAGAUGGACGGUAUUACAGAAUUGUAAAAAAAAAAAGAAGGGUUGGGGAGGUUAUACUAGAUGUAUGUAAUGUCUAUAAGCUCGGACCCCGUCUAUGUUUCUAGGAAUGAUUCUAGAAUCCGAUUUAAUCUAAAAAAAAUGCGGGUGGUUUACGUUAUGGAAGAAACAAAUAUAUAUGUCAUAUUAGAAUGACAUUAGAUAUUCAUUAGUUAUAUAAGGCUAUCCCUAUCAUCCUAUAUAACAUCACUAUAUUACAUAAUUACAUGCUAUUACUUAAUUACAUGCUAUUACUUAAUUACAUACUAUUACUAUUUUUAUAAUCAUAACUUCUACUCUGUAAUCAUAAUAUAAUCCUAUACAUAAUAUAAAAUAUAAUCCUAUACAUAAUAUAAUCCUAUAAUGAUAAUAUAAUAUAAUAAUAAUAUUAAUAUAAUAAUAAUAUAAUAAAUAUAAUAAUAAAUAAUAAUAAAUAAAUAAAUAAAUAUAAGUAAAUAAAUAUAAGUAAUAAAAUAAGUAUUAGUUAACAUUAAUAAUUAGUUUAAUAGUUAAUAUUAAUAUAAGUAUUAAUAUUCAUAUGUAAAAUAUCUAAGUAUCAAUUAAGUAUUAGUUAAUAUAAUCAUUUAUAAUUAUAUUAUCGAUAAUUAUUAGUAUUAAUUAUUACUAUAUAUUGAUAUUGGUACUACUACAUACUUUUAUAUUACUACAUAUUGAUAUAUUGAUAUUGAUUUGUAUUGGUAUUAAUUUGAUUGAUAUUGAUUGCAGCUCACACUGCAUUUAGUCACACUCCAUUUAGACGGAUUUCAAUAUCAGUCCUUCUAUUUUGUCUGUGAUUGUGGAUUGAAUGAACAAAGAGAUGAACUCAAGAAUGGUGUAGUAAAGAACGAAGAAUUAAAUGAAAGAGUGGUUCGAAACAAAGAAAUACAAUAGUUAGAACUGUAUGCAUAUGGAUUUACAAAAACUCCAUUAUGGGUAAAAACGAGAUAGUUGUGACGAUUCAGUUCAGUAAUUUAGUAAUAUUAUCAUUUCAAUUCGGAGUUUUUAGUUACUUCGGACCGCUGGAUCUUAAUGAUAAAAUGAGUAAUAAUUCAUUGGUUGAUUGUAUCAUUAACCAUUUCUUUUUUUUUGUGCGAGGAACUUACCAUGAAUCCACUGAUUUCUGCCGCUUCCGUUAUUGCUGCUGGAUUGGCCGUGGGGCUUGCUUCUAUUGGACCUGGAGUUGGUCAAGGUACUGCUGCAGGCCAAGCUGUAGAAGGUAUUGCGAGACAACCAGAAGCAGAGGGUAAAAUACGAGGUACUUUAUUGCUUAGUCUAGCUUUUAUGGAAGCUUUAACAAUUUACGGACUGGUCGUGGCGUUAGCGCUUUUAUUUGCGAAUCCUUUUGUUUAAUCCUAGAAAUAAAUAGAAAAAAGUACCUUACAUACUUUUUUCUUAUUUUAUUAACUUUAACUUGGAAUUGCCCUUUGCUUCUUCGAAUUAUAUUUACACUUUACUUAUAAAUUACUUAUUUGUUGAGACAAUACGCCAGGAAGGGCUGAUUUGAGGAUGAGGAAUUACCAGAUUCGCUUGCUUUCUUCCUUUCUGUCCUUAGCUUAGUACAAUAGAAAACUUUUUUACUUUCAUUGUUCGAAGCGUUUCAACAAACGAAAUAGUUAUCAAUUGAUAUGAGAUCUAAGACCUAAGUAAAGUAUCUUAUUGGAAACUUCUUGAAAACUUAAAAAAUAAUAAAUUUCAAACAAAUGAUUUAAUCUAUUGCCAUUAAAUAAAGUGGAAAUGAAAUUAAUAAAAAGAAAUCGAUCAAAAAAAGGCGAGUGAAGUGAUACAAAAAGAACUCUGUUCUUUGUUAGUCCUAUCCAUAAGAGAGGGGAGCAUAUGAAAAAUGUAAUCGAUUCUUUCGUUUCCUUGGGUCACUGGCCAUACCGCCGGGAGUUUCGGGUUUAAUACCGAUAUUUUAGCAACAAAUCCAAUAAAUCUAAGUGUAGUGCUUGGUGUAUUGAUUUAUUUUGGAAAGGGAGUGUGUGCGAGUUGUGUAUUUCAAGAAUAGGUUGGAUCCAUCCAGCUGCACUUUAUUUAUGGUAUUUAUAGGAGAAAUAGGAAAAAGGUGCACGAUCUCGACGAAUUACUUCUGAAUAAAUUAAGAAAUCAUAUGUAAGAACCAUAGCAUUUCGUGACUUAUUGGUAAAUCCACUUUGAUUCUCUAUCAACCAAUAAUGUGAGACCAUUAACAUGGUUAAAGCUAAAUUGUUUAAAGUCCAGGUAAAACAUGGUACUCUUUCUACCACUUCUACCACUACGUUAGUAACGAAAUGGUUAAAAAAAAAAUAGUUGGUAAUUUAUUUGAUUUGAUAUAGAACACUCAUAUCGAUAAAAGAAUUUGAACCAUUUACUAGAAAAAUGAGCACUUUGCUUUUUUUAUCUAAUGCCGAAAUGACGACCUAUGUAUAAAAAAAGAGGAAUUUUUGGACUUGAAGAAACAAAUAAAAAAUAUAAUAAUUAUUAUUUUCAUUUUUUUAAAAUGAAAAAUGAAAUAGAAUUCUAAAAAUGAAAAUGAUAAAUAAAAUACAAAACAAAUAUAAAUAAAAUACAAAUAAAGAAACAACUUUGCUGACAAUUCUAGAUUUUUGUCUGGUCUAGUCGGAAGAGUCCUCCUGAUAUUCUGGUCUUGUAUCAGUUUUGACAUCUUUGAAUACAAACAGAAAAGAGAGGGUAGGCUCAUUACAUUAAAAAAGAUAUGGGAAUACCCACACCAUAAAUAAAACAUUAAAAAAGAUAUGGGAAUACCCACACCAUAAAUAAAAUAAAUAAUUGAGCGUGAGAGCCAAAUGAAUCGAAAGAUUCAUGUUUGGUUCGGGAAGAGAUCAUGGAAGUUUUGAAAUUAAUGAUAAGAUAAUCUACUUUCAUUAAAUGAUUUAUUAGAUAAUCGAAAACAGAGGAUUUUGAAUACUAUUCGAAAUUCGGAAGAAUUACGUAAAGGGGCCAUUGAGCAGCUCGAAAGAGCCCGGGCUCGCUUACGUAAAGUGGAAAUGGAAGCAGAUGAGUAUCGAAUGAAUGGAUACUCUGAAAUAGAACGAGAAAAACAAAAUUUGAUUAAUGCCACUAGUAAUAGUUUGGAACAAUUAGAAAAUUACAAAAAUGAAACCCUUCAGUUUGAACAACAAAGAGCGAUUAAUCAGGUCCGACAACGAGUUUUCCAACAAGCCUUACAAGGAGCUCUAGGAACUCUGAAUAGUUGCUUGAAUAGCGAGUUACAUUUCCGUACGAUCCGUGCUAAUAUUGGCAUUCUCGGGGCCAUGCAAGAAAUAACUGAUUAGCCCUUCUUUUUUUAGUUAUAGUUUAGGCAUUAUUUUUAUCUUUUCCUUCCUAAAAAGAAUAAAGAAACACUAAUGGUAACCCUUCGAGCCGACGAAAUUAGUAAUAUUAUUCGUGAGCGUAUUGAACAAUAUAGUAGAGAAAUAAAGAUUGUGAAUACCGGUACCGUACUUCAAGUAGGCGACGGAAUUGCUCGUGUUCAUGGUCUUGAUGAAGUAAUGGCAGGUGAAUUAGUAGAGUUUCAAGAGGGUACAAUAGGCAUUGCUCUGAAUUUGGAAUCAAAUAAUGUUGGCGUUGUAUUAAUGGGUGAUGGUUUGAUGAUACAAGAGGGAAGUUCCGUAAAAGCAACAGGACGAAUUGCUCAGAUACCUGUGAGUGAGGGUUAUUUGGGUCGUGUUAUAAAUGCUCUGGCUAAACCUAUUGAUGGGAGAGGUGAAAUUUCAGCUUCUGAAUCUCGGUUAAUUGAAUCUCCUGCCCCAGGUAUUAUUUCUAGACGUUCUGUAUAUGAGCCUCUUCAAACGGGGCUUAUUGCCAUUGAUUCGAUGAUCCCUAUAGGACGCGGUCAGCGAGAAUUAAUUAUUGGGGACAGACAGACCGGCAAAACAGCCGUAGCCACAGAUACGAUUCUCAAUCAAAAAGGUCAAAAUGUAAUAUGUGUUUAUGUAGCUAUUGGUCAAAAAGCAUCUUCUGUGGCUCAGGUAGUGACUACUUUCCGGGAAAAGGGGGCGAUGGAAUAUACUAUUGUGGUAGCCGAAACGGCGGAUUCACCUGCUACAUUACAAUACCUCGCUCCUUAUACGGGAGCGGCUCUGGCUGAGUUUUUUAUGUAUCGUGGACAACAUACUUUAAUAAUUUAUGAUGAUCUCUCCAAACAGGCACAAGCUUAUCGCCAAAUGUCUCUUCUAUUAAGAAGACCUCCCGGUCGUGAAGCUUAUCCAGGAGAUGUUUUUUAUUUGCAUUCACGACUUUUGGAAAGAGCCGCUAAAUCAAAUUCUAGUUUAGGUGAAGGAAGUAUGACCGCUUUACCGAUAGUUGAGACUCAAUCUGGAGACGUUUCAGCUUAUAUUCCUACUAAUGUAAUUUCCAUUACAGAUGGACAAAUAUUCUUAUCUGCCGAUCUAUUCAAUGCUGGAAUCCGACCUGCUAUUAAUGUGGGUAUUUCCGUUUCCAGAGUAGGAUCCGCAGCUCAAAUUAAAGCCAUGAAACAAGUAGCCGGCAAAUCAAAAUUGGAACUAGCGCAAUUCACAGAGUUAGAAGCCUUUGCACAAUUCGCUUCUGAUCUCGAUAAAGCUACUCAGAAUCAAUUGGCAAGAGGUCAACGAUUACGCGAGUUGCUUAAACAAUCCCAAUCAGACCCUCUCGCAGUGGAAGAACAGAUAGCUACUAUUUAUACCGGAGCGAAUGGAUAUCUUGAUCCGCUAGAAAUUGGACAGGUAAAGAAAUUUCUCAGUCAGUUACGUAGCUACUUAAAAAACAAUAAACCUAAAUUUCAAGAAAUUAUAUCUUCUACCAAGACAUUCACCGAGGAAGUAGAAUUUCUUUUGAAGGAAGCUAUUCAAGAACAGAUCGAACUGUUUUUACUUCAGGAACAAACAUAAAUUUCUUACUUUUAUUCUAUUCUUGGUAUAUUCUAUUCUUAGUACAAGAGUAAUCAUUGAGAAAUAGUUCUGAUUCGAAUGAUUCAAAAAGGGUUUCUUAGUAUAGCCAUUUUUAAAAAGUAUAGCCAUUUUAAAAAUAGAUGGAAAUAAAUUGCGUCCAAUAGGAUUUGAACCUAUACCAAAGGUUUAGAAGACCUCUGUCCUAUCCAUUAGACAAUGGACGCUUUUCAUUCCUAUUUUAUUUUUUUGUAUUCUUACUUUCUUUUGUUCGGAUAAAAAAUCAAAUUACACGGAAAAUAUUUUAGGGAAUAAAAAAGAAUGCAUAUCUAAAUUGAUGGUGCAUGUAUGUAUAAUACAUAAUAAGAUGUAUAAUACAUAACAUAAUAAGAUGUAUAAUACAUAAUAAGAAAUAUGGAGCGGGUAGCGGGAAUCGAACCCGCAUCGUUAGCUUGGAAGGCUAGGGGUUAUAGUCGACGUUGCUUGAUCACUUUUAACGUCUCUAAUUCAAAACCGAACGUGAAAUUUUGAUUUCAUUCGGCUCCUUUAUGGAAGAUUGAUGUAUUCCUAGAGAAAAUUAGAUCCAUAACAUCUAUGUCAGCCUUUCUGUCUGAAUGUAUCCCAAACUACUCGCUUACUAGAUGAUCCCUCUAGAGGAGAGGGAUUAUACCAAAUCCGUCUAGUCUAGUUACUUCGUUCCCUAUUUCCACUCGCAGGAUCCCGAGGAAAAGAAUUUGGUUUCCACCGAGCUGAAACAAUAUGCUGAUGGUUCUAGUAAACCAAAACCACCCUUUUCUAGCUUGUUUGGCUUCAAUUUCCCUUUUACAACACCAAAAUUUAAGAUCUAGUUACGAUUGGAAAUAAACUUUUGUAUCUUCAUCCAUAGAUCCUUUAUUCAUACUCAUUCGAUUGGAAGAAUUGAUCCAAUUCAAAAAAAAUUAUGUUUCACGACUCCAUAUACAUAAUCCAAUUUUCUUAUUCAAUUUCGAAAAUAGAAUUUCUAAUUGGACUUUGGAUACAAAUCGUGAGAAUGUAUGUUCUUCCUCAAAUAUGCUAUUGAGAGGUAAAGGAUUAAACCCUUUUAAGAAAUAAAGUUUUUGAUCGGAGUAUGCAAAAAACCGAGAGACCCCUUAACUUUUUAAGUUGUUAAUAGAACGAAUCACACUUUUACCACUAAACUAUACCCGCUACAUAUA
Messenger RNA from Musa acuminata AAA Group (dessert banana), 7653 nucleotides. Its product is annotated as ATP synthase subunit a, chloroplastic. The transcript has a single exon. Gene Ontology annotation, molecular function: proton transmembrane transporter activity. The record is from RefSeq and is a predicted model, not a curated record. Lineage: Eukaryota; Viridiplantae; Streptophyta; Magnoliopsida; Zingiberales; Musaceae. Gene Ontology annotation, biological process: proton motive force-driven ATP synthesis. Bases 669 to 1412 code for a protein of 247 amino acids.